Amphiprion ocellaris (clown anemonefish) is the source of this 4378-nucleotide messenger RNA. RefSeq names its product 1-acylglycerol-3-phosphate O-acyltransferase 3 (gene agpat3). Gene Ontology annotation, molecular function: 1-acylglycerol-3-phosphate O-acyltransferase activity. Lineage: Eukaryota; Metazoa; Chordata; Actinopteri; Pomacentridae. The transcript has 10 exons. Bases 544 to 1677 code for a protein of 377 amino acids. Gene Ontology annotation, cellular component: endomembrane system; endoplasmic reticulum. The record is from RefSeq and is a predicted model, not a curated record.
GCGUCUUCUUGGCAUUCUUUAGAGGGCUCCAAUAAGAGUCCACUGUUGCAUUUUUGGUGUUUUCUUUGUACGCUUACUGUGAAUGGAGAUCUGUUCUUUUUGGUAAUUUUUCUGUUGAUCGCCAACACUUUGCUCCACAGUAAACUCUUCCGCUGAUCAGGCAGUUCCUCCUACAGGUCCUGGGAUCUGGCUGUGUUCUUGCUGUCAUCAUCAUAAUCUCCCUCUUUCGUUCUGUGGGAUUAUCAUGCUGCUAUGAAGCAGGACAGCCUGUGACUAUCCACGGCUCUCUGCAGGCCUUUUCUUUAUGCUUUUGUUCUGGCUUUGAAUUGGUGGGAUACCAGGAGCCAAAAUGCUGAACCAGAGUGCUGUCAUGAUCUUCACUGGGAUUUGUGGGGCGAUGGUGGUCAUGGCAAUGGCCUACUAUGUCUACUGGACUGCAAUAUUGGCUGAAGGUCCGUGUAAACGCGGCUUGUAAAAGGAUUCCACCGUGGUUGGUCGUAGUGUAUAGAGAGGAGCCUUCUCAGCCCUCCAGGCUCCUCAGCCAUGGCUCUGCUGGCCUACCUGAAGAGCCUGUUCAUCCUGCAGCUGCUGAUGGGCUUCGUGUUUGUGGUGAGCGGCCUCAUCAUAAACUUCAUUCAGCUGUGCACCUGUGUCCUCUGGCCGAUCAACAAGCAGCUCUACCGCAGAAUCAACUGCCGGCUCUCCUAUUCCCUCUGGAGUCAGCUGGUAAUGCUGCUGGAGUGGUGGUCGGGCACAGAAUGCACCCUAUACACUGACCAGGCUACGGUGGACAAAUUUGGCAAGGAGCAUGUCAUCAUCAUCCUCAACCACAACUAUGAGAUCGACUUCCUGUGUGGCUGGACCAUGUGUGAAAGAUACGGCGUCUUAGGGAGUUCAAAAGUGUUAGCUAAACAUGAGCUACUGAAGGUUCCUCUAAUUGGCUGGACCUGGUACUUUCUAGAAAUUGUUUUCUGCAAAAGAAAGUGGGAGGAGGACCGAAACACUGUCUUCAAUGGACUAAACAGGCUCAAAGACUAUCCUGAAUAUAUGUGGUUCCUGCUGUACUGUGAGGGCACCCGAUUUACAGAGAAGAAGCACCAAAUCAGCAUGCAGGUUGCAGAGAGUAAAGGCCUCCCCAAACUUAAAUAUCACCUCUUACCUCGAACCAAAGGAUUCACCACCACACUGCAGUGUCUUAAGGGCACAGUAACCGCUGUGUAUGAUGUGACCCUUAACUUCAAAGACAACCAAACUCCCACUCUCCUGGGCAUCGUCAACGGCAAGAAAUACAAAGCUGACCUGAGUGUAAGGCGGUUCCCUGUGGAGGAUAUACCAGAUGAUGAGCAGGAGUGCGCCAACUGGCUGCACAAGCUCUACCAGGAGAAGGAUGCCUUGCAGGAAAUGUACAGCAAGGAAGGCAAGUUCCCCGGACCCACAAUCAUCCCACCUCGCCGACUAUGGACACUGCUCAACUUCCUGUUCUGGGCCACCCUGCUGCUUUCACCCCUCAUCAAGUUUGCCUGUGGUGUGGUCGUCAGUGGCUCCCCUCUCCUCAUCAUUGGCUUUAUCAUCUUCCUCAUUAUAGCCUCCGUAGCUAUCCGCCGCCUCAUCGGGGUCACCGAGGUGAAGAAAACAGGCUCCAGUUACGGCGAUCAGGAGGCCAAGAAACAAAACUAAAGUGUGUCACCCCCUCCCGUGUAUGGCCGUUUGUGUACGGUCGCCCUGCGGUGUCUCACCCUUACCCAACUCCAUUCUCCUCCUACUGUUGAGUCAGUUGGUAGGCCGGGGAGGAGACCCAGCUGUGAAAACAUAAUAGAGACCAGAGUUAAAAAUUCUAAUGGCACUAGAGUGAGAGAGAGUACAGAAGGUCUGAGGUCCAAGUUCUCUGGUGUGUCACAGAACAUAAGGAGGGGGAGAUGCAGUACGGUAUUCCCCUGCAUCUUUCUUAAUCCAGCUUGCCCCCAUCCAAGUCCCAUUCAAUCUCAGUAACACCCUCCAAGUCUGAGGUCACACAGACCACCAUUCAGCCCAUUUUUCUGCUCUUCACUAACUACAUCCACUUCCUGUCACAGUCAUCAGCCAAUCAGGGGGUGGGGGUGGGGGGGGCAUGCUGAUUCUUUUUACCCACGGUACACAAGCCAAUCCAUAUUUGAUCUUUUCUAAUCUCAACCUCCAUCCAGGGGCAGCGUUUUUCCGCAACAGCUGCCUGUGACAUGCAGGACGUCCACCUCCCUUUUUCUCACUAAGUGGGACUUGUAAUGGGAAUCGGUGCCUUGAGGCCCAGCCUGCUUUUCCUUAAUGGGGUCACUUCACCCAAAUCAUGCAAAAUUUACCAUUUUACCUUGAGGUGUUUAGCCACGCAGGUAAUUAUGACUCUAAUAUGUGCAGGUCUGAGAUAUCUGCCACUCAGAUUUUAACUGUUAUACCAAUACAAUAAAAGUGAAUCAGCUUUUGUUGUUGCUGAAAUCAUUAUAAGCGUACAUUUGAAAAACUUGACAGCAGAAGCUAUAUGUUGAAUGUAAAUGUGAAAUUGUAAGUAGUUGUGUGUACUUUAAAUGUCAUUUGUAAUUAUUUGAACACCAACACUGAGAUACAGUUCAUUCUUAUUGUAUUGGGGUAGCAGCAAAAGUCUGUGGGCAGAGAUCUUAAAAUAUAGAGUCCACAUUAUCUGUGAGGCUAGAUAUAGAAAGGUUUAAGUCGAUAAAUCCUUUUUAUUUUAUGCAUAUGAUCCUGGUGUACUGGCCCCUUAAAAUCCUGUUUUGGAGAGGCUGGUGUCUGUUAAACUACAGCAAGGGCUUUGAAUGUGAAAACUGUCCUUAUCAAGGAUACCUACCAUCUGUUACAGGUCUCAUUUGUUGCCCGCAGCACCGAAACCCUCAGACACAUUUUGACACGUCUCAAUUUCUUAAUUUGUUCCUAUCUCCUACUUUCACUUGGCUCUACACAUUUAGGGAUUUGCAUACAUCAGGCAUUUUUAAUGGGACAUUAUCAAACCUUCUAAAUGUUAAUUCAACCUGUUCAUAGCAGUUCAACACACCACCAGUUGAAAUACAACUCACUGUUAGAUGUGACUUCUCUGCUGCUGCUGUUUAGUGGCAGCGCAGCCAGAUUCCUAAAAAAGGUCACCAACUGUCUUCAUGUAGCCACGCAGCUGUUAGCGUAUUACGUUGCUCUCCUGGGAUCGACUGUAGUUGUGAUAUUUUACCCUUUGCCUUAAAUCAAGCUUGCUCAGGCAAGGGAUUGCUUAUUCGCCACCCCUUUAAAACUGCACCCACCUCUUACCUCUGUUAUGUUUGAUUGCUCAGCCGCUCUUCCUUCCAUUUCCAGAACGCAUCGGUGGAGUAGCAUGCAUUCAUUUGGUGUGAUUACCAAAAUGAGUGAAUAAUUUAAAAAAAAAACAAAAAAAAAAACACUAUGGAUCUUUGAAGUGGCUAUCUAUGAAGAUGGUGGUUUUGUUCAAGGCGUCCUGUAACUGUGUACACUGGAAAUGAAGAAAAGUGAUGUCAACACAGUGACACUCAACCGCUGGUGGCACAGUUACGAUUUCAUACAUUUCACAAUCUUAGAGUCGCUUAUCCAGAUUUUAAUUGUUUUUACUGGUGUCUCAGAUUAAAUGUUGGCUGCUGCAGUAUAGGAGUGGAUCUCUCCCUCAGUUAGACAUUUCCUGGUCCAAGAUGCAAACAAUGGCAGCCAGACGUGGAGGGGACAUUUUGGUUCACGCUCUCUCGUUCCCCUUCCCGUGCCACAUGUAGUAUUAAUCAUACAUUUCGUUUUGUUGGCUUAAUUUUUUUGGGGAUCUUCACUCCCCAGCAGCGGUAUGUCGUGUACUUCGUCUUUCUGUAGUUCUUUCAAACCAGACAGAUUUCAUGCAAGCCUUAAUUAGUGCUGCUUCGUUUUUGUGUGAAGAUGUAGAAGCUCACCCCUGUGGUAGUGAAGGACUGAGAAUUCUAAAAAAUGUUCACCAGUACAGCAGGCAAGUUAUUGGGAUUAGCUGCCGAGUAACUUGCUCUAAAGUUUUAACAUAAAAAAUGAAGACAAAUGAGAAUGAUUAUAGUUGGCUCUUUUGUGUGAACGAUACAAUUUCUAAUUAAUCCACAUUUUUUUACACGAAAAUACUUUGAGUUGCGUUACCUCAGAUAAUUGUGGAAAGCUUUAGGAUCUUUGCCUGUUAUAGUUUUUUAAGAUCUGUUUUCUCUUGAAUCAAAACCAACAAACAUCAGCUAAAACUGCAGUUCAACCCAUCCUGUCAUUCAGUCAAAGUCAUAUUCCAAAGCAACAAUGGCUGCUCAGAAAUUCAAACCAGUAUUUGGAAAAUCUUUUUACACUGGGUGUUUUUGUUUUUUUAAUUCAGUAAAGAAAUUAAACUAUUGGUACCUUG